AUGUUAACUAAAGAAAACCAUGGCCCUCUUGAGCCAAUUGCAGUCGUCGGUCUCGCCUUCAAGUUUCCUGGAGGAGGAAACACAGAAAAAGAGUUCUGGGAGAUAAUGAUGCAGCGGAAAUGUGUUGUCGGGGAAUUCCCUCCGGAGCGCGGCAACAUAGAUACGUGCUAUGACCCUUCUAUGAAGGGCACUAGCAAAGUGAGCUACAGUUUGAAUGGACAUUUUCUGGAUAGCGAUAUCAGAGAGUUCGAUCCUAAAUUCUUCUCAAUAUCUCAAGCCGAGGCCGGCUCGAUGGACCCCCAACACAGAGCGCUGAUGGAGACGACAUAUCACGCUUUUGAAAAUGCCGGUAUGUCUUUGAAGGAUAUUGCCGGAUCAAGAACGUCUGUCCACGUUGGGUGCUUCAGUUCAGACUUUCACGCUGUUCAAUGUCGAGAUCCGCUCAACAUCCCUAAAUACAGCGCGACUGGAGGCUCCAGCUGCAUUCUAUCUAACCGAAUCAGUUGGUUCUUUGACCUGCAUGGGCCCAGCAUGACUAUUGACACAGCCUGUUCGAGUUCGAUGGUGGCGUUUGACCUCGCUUGCCAGGGGAUAUGGAACGGCAGUGUAGAUUCGGCGAUUGUUGGGGGCGCGAACCUCAUCCAGGCACCUGACUUGGGCGUGAUGUUGUCGAACAUGUCAAUGCUCUCUCCAGACGGGCGUUGCUACAGUUUCGACAAACGUGGAAAUGGCUACGCGCGUGGCGAAGGCGUAGCUACACUGUUCCUGAAACCUCUUUCGGCCGCAUUAGAGAAUGGGGAUCCUAUCAGAGCGCUAGUGCGAGCUGUGGGCAUGAAUCAAGAUGGCCACACUAAAGGGGGGUUGACUCAACCAAGCAUGAAGAUGCAGGCCUCUCUAGUUAACGAGACCUAUCGAAAGGCGGGGCUUUCAAUGGCCAAUACGCGGUUCUUCGAGGCACAUGGCACUGCAACACCCUUGGGUGAUCCUAUCGAAGCCCGCGCCAUUGGUGAAUGCUUCCGACUUUACCGAUCCCCCGAUGAUCCUAUAUACGUAGGCGCAGUAAAGUCAAACAUCGGCCAUCUCGAAGGAUGCAGUGGGUUAGCCGGUAUUAUAAAAGUGGUCCUUGCAAUUGAGCGAGGAGUCAUCCCGCCGAAUGCAAAUUUUGAAUCCUUGAACAGUCAGAUUGAUGCCGACUUCUUUAAUCUAAAGUUUCCACGGGAGCCUGUUGCUUGGCCCCAUGAUGAACAUUUAGGGAUUCGAAGAGCUUCUGUGAACUCAUUCGGAUUCGGAGGCACCAACGCUCACGUGAUAUUGGACGAUGUCGAAUCCUAUCUACGUCGUUCUUCUGGGCUUUCUAAUGGAGUCAAUGGAUGUAAUGUUGGUGCAGUCGUCAACGGACAUACGAUUGCAAAGCCUUCUACUCCAAGACUGCUGUUAAUGAGCGCUGCCGAUGAGGGUGGCUGUUCUCGCUUAGCGGCUUCGUUGAAUGCCAGUCUCCGCGUUCCGGAAGACAAGUACGAUGAAGCCUUGCUGGACGACUUGGCGUUCACGCUCAAUUCGCGACGAACGAAGUUACCAUGGAGAAGCUUUGCAGUCUGCAGAUCUCCAGCAUCUAUCGAAAAACUUGGAGACAGCAUCUCGAAGCCCGUGCGCCGAGAUGAUGCCAGCGUGAACCUUGCUUUCGUAUUCACGGGCCAAGGAGCUCAAUGGGCAGGUAUGAGUAGGGAGUUGCUGGGUUGGUCUGUUUUUCGCAAGAGUGUACUUCUUUCUCAGUCAUGUCUUGCAGAGCUCCAAUGCUCAUGGUCCCUCAUAGAUCUCCUUGUCGCCGACGGCGAGACAAUCCCGAUCGACAAUCCCAGAUACAGCCAACUUCUUACAACAGUGGUGGAACUCGCUAUCGUAGAUCUCUUCGCAAGCAUUGCAGUGCGGCCAACAGUUGUGCUGGGCCAUUCAUCCGGAGAGAUCGCAGCGGCAUACUGUGCCGGUCUCAUAGAUCGAUCAUCGGCUAUUAGAAUUGCUUACUUCCGAGGAGAGCUAGCUGCAAGGCUUGUUGAGCAGGACCCUGAACGACAUUCCAUGCUUUCCGUUGGACUAUCACCGUCAGAUUUGCAGGUGCAUCUGGAAAACCUGACGGAGAAGCAAAAUACACCAUUGGUAGAGAGUUUCACAAUCAGCUGUAUAAAUAGUCCCAGCAAUGUUACUGUGGCGGCCUUGCAGAAACACCUCGACACUCUUUCGGCGUAUCUCACCGAGCAGGGAGUAUUUGCACGCCAGUUGCAGGUUGACCUCGGGUACCACUCGCCGCAGAUGCGGCAGAUGUCUGCGGACUACGUAAAAAUGCUUGGCAAUCUCAAAGCUGGUGUAAGGACGAAGGAUACCCGCAUGGUUUCCUCCGUAACAGGACAUUUCUUAGAGGAAGAGGCGGCCACAAGCCCUGAGUACUGGGACAAGAACAUGGUUUCACAAGUCAAGUUUUCCGAGGCCGCAAGCUUUUGCUUCUCAACCCCUGUUCAGGAGCUGCCCUUAAAGCUCGAUCAAAGUCACCUCGACAACCUACUUAUCUCUGGAAUCGUCGAAAUCGGGCCACACUCCACGCUUAAAGCACCACUCCGCCAGAUCCUGGAUUUCCAUAAGCGAUCCAACGAAGUGUUCUAUACAUCGGCAUUACAACGAGGACAUCCAGCGGACGAAACGUUCUUGAAUGCGUGCGGACGUCUCUACUGCGAGAACGUAUCCUUCAAUGUGGGGCUCCUCACAGAGUGGUGCCGCUCCUCGCCAUCGGCACCAAAGGUGCUCACACAGCUCCCAAAGUAUCCUUUCGAUCAUUCCAUCGUAUACUGGGAGGAAACCCGUAUCUCCAGAGAGAUACGCAUGCAGAAACAUGGUUUCAACAAGUUCCUUGGUGUGUCCAUCAGCGAUGGUACGCUCCUGGAUAGGCGCUGGAGAUUGAUCCUUCGAACAGACGAGCAGCCAUGGAUCAAAGACCACGUCAUCAACGGAGCAAACAUCUACCCAGGGGCCGGUAUGUGCGCCAUGGCGAUAGAAGCUGCGAAGCAGCUCCUGCAUGAGCGCAUACCUACGGCCUUCGUGUUAGAGAAUGUCGAGUUCAUCGCCCCCAUCUUACUCAACGACACUGCUGCCGGGACAGAAGUAGAGAUUAGCCUCACAGCACUCAAAAGUGAUAAAGCACUUAUCCAGUACAAGUUUCGGAUAGCUACUUGGCGGCGCGACGAGUCCAGCGAAGAAGUUUGCCACGGGACAAUAAGCGCGGACUAUGGCAACGUCGCAUCUGAGGUUGAUCCUCACAGUGAGCGCGAGAUGCUCAGUCGGAUUCUCGAUGAUCAUGAAAGAGCUACAGAUUCGUGCAACCGCAAAGUGGAAAAGUUCUACGAGACAGUCAAAGCCAAAUGCGGGGCGGAUUUCGGCCCGAGCUUUCAGCGACUUCAGGACAUCUCCUGCAACGGGGAAGGCGAUGUGAGGGCACGGCUGUUGCCAUACGAGGACUACUGCGUCGUGCACCCAGUGGUGUUGGACGCAACUUUCCACAUAUCGCAGGCUAUUUCCAACGGCGAUCGCUUCCGCACAAUGGUUCCUCGGCGGGUCAGUAAGAUCUGGAUCUCGACCUCUGGCAUCGGGCAUGAUGGCAUCGAUCAAGAGGUAGUCCAUGCGCGAGCUUCCAUGCCUACGCGUAGGAGUGCUGUCUCUUCUAUCUCGGUUCUUCGGCAGACAACCCGCGAGGUGGCUCUGAAAAUCAUUGGUUUUGAGUACACAGCUGUCAGUGAAGACAAAGAUUCCACCGUCGCAGGGGACGAAGCCAAGCACCUCACAGGGCAUAUGAUCUGGAGACCUGACGUGGACCUACUGGGAACUGAUGAGCUCGCACAGUACUGCGCCCGGCACCGAGAUACCAGAGAUGAUCCUGAAGAGUACUUUCGCGAUUGGGAAGCAGUAUCGAUUGUGCUUGGGACUCGUGCCUUGAGAGUCUUGGGAGAUGACCCACCGGCUACUUCGGAGUUGGCAAACUAUGUCUCCUGGCUGAAGACAACGAUCGCUUCUGUGAGAAACUCAUUUCCCAAGGAUGUGAUUGAGUUAGUGGAUAGCUGCAUACUCGGAGAUGGUCCUUUUGAAGCCCUCUGCGAGCGAGUAGAAAAACACAAGGCUGGGAAGCUUUACGUCGCAGUGGGCCGGAGUCUCGGGCGGAUUCUCACAGGCGAGCUUAACCCACUCGCUGUGAUAUUCCAGGAUGAGGAACUCAUGCAGGAGUUCUAUGACGAGAUGAUAUACGAAUCUCGGCCACUAAGAUCUAUGCAAGCGUUUGUGGACCUCUUGGCACAUAAAAACCCGGAUCUUAAGGUUUUAGAGAUCGGAGGUGGGACCGGUGGAAGCACUAACACCAUCCUAGAAGUGUUGAAUUCCUGGCAUGGACCUCGCUUCGGUCAGUAUGUCUUCACUGAUAUUGGUCCUUCGUUUCUGCAAAAAGCGAGGACGCGCUUUAGCGAUCUGGACAACAUGGAGUUCCGGGCACUCAACAUCGAAAAGGAUCCAUUGGAACAGGGCUUUGCAGCACAUGAGUUCGACAUCGUGGUUGCUGACAUGGUACUCCAUGCGACGUCGGAUCUCAGCAAGACUCUGCAGAACGUGCGGAAGCUCUUGAAACCAGGAGGCAAGCUCAUAUUGAAGGAAUUGACCUCGUCCAGCAAAGUUUACACAGGAUUUGUAUUCGGUUUGUUGCCCGGAUGGUGGCUGAGUGUCGAGCCAUGGAGAGCCCAAGCAUUGAGUCCUUGCGUCGACGCAGCCAGUUGGAGUAGGCUGCUGGAUGCAAACCAAUUUAGUGGAGUUGACCUGGAGCUUUGCGACUUCGAAAGCGACAUUUGUCACAUGUGGAGUUAUUUCAUAUGUACCGCAACAGAUGCUACCGUGCAGGACCAAAAGAGCCAUGGAGAAGUUUCAGCACCAAUAAUAGUAGUCAGGGAAGACUCGCAAGCCCAAAAACAGCUCGCUAGGCAUAUUUAUGCAUGCAUGAAUAUACCAGAGGUCUGGCCAGAGGCACUAAGCUUUGACGAAACUGUGGCUCGCACAGAUCUAGGCAGUAGAGAUUUAAUUAUUUUGCUGGAGAGCGAGCAGCCUGUUCUCGUCGAUAUCACGCCAAAAUUCUUUGCGGGCCUUCAGAAGGUUCUUUGCUCCUCAAGGAGCAUUAUCUGGGUCACUCGAAAUACCUCUUCCGCAUCUCCCGAAUACGGCAUGAUUACGGGGCUCAUCCGAGUGCUCCGCAUAGAAAACAGGUCAACCCAGAUCGUCGCACUCGCAGUGGAUGAUCACGAAAUGGCAAGAACGGCGUCGAAUAUCUUUACCGUAUUCAAAGCCACGCAAAAAGCGCUCGACCUUCGCAUCGAUGUUGAGCCCGAGUAUUUGGACCAGUCAAAUCUAUUGCACAUAAAUCGCAUAGUGUCUUCGAAAAACAUCAAUGAGCACAUCUUCCGCCGAACAGCACAGCCCGUUGUUGAACAGCCCAUUGGCAACAGCAACCUGCGGCUCGGAAUCCGGGCUCUUGGUCUACUUGACACGCUGGAGUUCUCAGAAGAGAUGCCGACGGAAUCUCGCCUGGGGCCAAAGGAACUCAUCGUCAGAGUUCAUUCCAUAGGCGUAAAUUUCAAGGACUGCAUGACACUGCUCGGGCGCUUGGACACGGACGAUCUCGGGACGGAGUGCGCAGGCACGGUGGAGCGCGUCGGGAGCGCCUGUGGGGAUAUCGUGCCGGGAUCGCGAGUCGCAGUGGUGGCUUUUGAUGCGUACCGGACUUUUGUUCGCACGAACACAGACCGGGUGAGCGUGAUACCAGACUGGAUGUCUUUUUCGCAAGCUGCGUCGAUCCCGACCGUAUUUUGCACAGCUUACUUCAGCCUGAUCAAGAUGGCAAGGCUGCAACGGAACGAAACAGUUCUUAUCCAUGCUGCCUCAGGAGGCACUGGACAGGCUGCCAUUCAGGUCGCACAAGAUGUUGGAGCUAAGAUUUUCGCCACAGUUGGAUCGGCAGCUAAGAAACAGCUCUUGGAAGAGGUCUAUGGGAUACCCGGGUCCCAGAUAUAUUACAGUCGCGAUACCUCUUUCGCCGAUGGGGUCUUGCAAGCAACAGGCAAUCGAGGCGUAGACGUGAUACUGAACUCUCUGGCAGGCAAGCAGCUUCAGGCAUCGUGGGACAUUAUUGCGCAGUUUGGAAGAUUUGUCGAAAUUGGGAAAACCGACAUCAACGCGAGGAACACACUACCCAUGUAUUCUUUCGGAAGAAAUGCGUCCUUCAUCGGCGUGGACGUCUCGCAAAUCAUAGAAGCGCCCAGCAGCGAUGGUAGCGGGAGCCGCAUACAGGAGGUAGCCGGUUGCGUCAUGCACCACAUGAGAGCCGGUACCUACAAACCGGUCUAUCCCCUCCACAAUUACGACAUCGGAAGUCUCGAGCAGGCCCUCAGAUUCCUGCAGAGCGGGAAAAGCUCCGGUAAAAUAGUCGUCAAUGUGGCCCCAGAUUCUGUCGUUCCUGUAAUUCAAAGCUCCCACUCGCCGUACCAGCUUCGUCCAGAUGCUACAUACGUCAUUGCCGGUGGUCUAGGAGGGUUGGGCCGGUCCAUCGCGAACUGGCUCUGCGAUCGCGGUGCAAGAAGCCUCAUCCUACUUUCACGCACUGGUACCACUAACCCCAAUGUACGCGCCGAAGUGGAGAGGCUUCGUGCCCGCGGCAUCACCGUCGAAUGUCCCAUGUGCGACAUUGCCGAUCUUGGAGCUCUACAGAGCGCGCUGGAAGCGUGUUCGCAUCUGCCACCGAUAAGAGGGUGUUUCCAGGGCGCCAUGGUCCUCCGGGAUGCUACCUUCGCGCGAAUGACUUUUGAUCAAUGGACUGAGUGCACGCUACCAAAGGUCCAAGGGUCUUGGAACUUACACCAGGCAAUGGCUGGAGUUGAUCUCGACUUCUUCAUCCUGCUUUCUUCGGCUGGCGCCAUUGUUGGUAACGGUGGCCAAAGCAACUAUGCCGCAGGGAACUCCUUCCAGGAUGCGCUCGCACGAUUCCGGGUGUCGCGUGGAGCGAAGGCAAUAUCAUUGAAUCUAGGUAUGAUAUUGGGCGGGGGAUACGUGGCUGAAAACGACGCGGUGCGAGAGAGACUCGUUCGGAACGGCGAGCUCUAUCCGAUACACCUGGAAGAGUUCCUGGCGAUGCUAGAUUACUGUUGCAAUCCUGACCUCGGCCUCCUGUCCCCCGACGAGUGUCAACUAGUCACGGGAGUGACGCUACCAGCCCAGCUUCGCGCCGAAGGGAAGGAUGUACCCCUCAGAUUAUUACAACCAUUAAUACGGUGCCUGGCACAGAUACCUGUGCGCGUAUCAUUCAAAACUCAAAACGAGGGGACCGGGGAGAACCUGAUGGCAGCGUUUCGGGAAGCGGAAAAUGUGAAUGAAGCUGCGAGUGUGGCAACCGAGAUGCUCAAAAUUAAAACAAGCAAGCUCCUUGGGCUUCAGGUGCAAGAUGUGGAAGCCAGCAGCCAGCUUGAACACUACGGCGUGGAUUCCCUAGUUGCAAUCGAGCUGCGGAACUGGAUAUCUAAGGAGCUCGGUGUAGAUAUUGCUGUGUUUGAGAUACUUGGAGGAAUGUCGUUGCUGGAACUCGGGGUCUUGAUUGCGCAAAGGCGGUCCGCUCCAUAA
Molecule: messenger RNA, 7686 nt
Organism: Paraphaeosphaeria sporulosa
Lineage: Eukaryota; Fungi; Ascomycota; Dothideomycetes; Pleosporales; Didymosphaeriaceae
Product: reducing type I polyketide synthase
Exons: 10
Coding region: 1-7686 (2561 amino acids)
Biological process (GO): fatty acid biosynthetic process; secondary metabolite biosynthetic process
Molecular function (GO): fatty acid synthase activity; phosphopantetheine binding; oxidoreductase activity
Source: RefSeq, a predicted model, not a curated record